Messenger RNA from Schizophyllum commune H4-8, 436 nucleotides. RefSeq lists its product as uncharacterized. Bases 31 to 339 code for a protein of 102 amino acids. The transcript has a single exon. Lineage: Eukaryota; Fungi; Basidiomycota; Agaricomycetes; Agaricales; Schizophyllaceae. The record is from RefSeq and is a predicted model, not a curated record.
GUCGCCAUCAUGGGGUCGGGGGAGGUCUCAAUGUCGGGCAUAUGGAUUGGGUGGAUGGUGUGGACGACGUCGCUUGCGCAAUGCCUUCGGGCGCGCGCUUUCGGUGUGCGGAUGCUGUCGUGCAUCAGCUGCUCUACGUGGCGGGCCGGCGACGCACCUUCGGGUCGUCUGCGCUAUGCUCUGCUUGUGCUCUUCGUUGAUCAUCGUCGUGCUCCUGUGUUCGGUCGUGUGCUGCUCGCUUCCCUGCUGCUUGUUGUCAUUGCUGCCGUUCUCGUUGUCUGUCUCUUGCUCUUCUCAAUGUCGCUUCGCGGACUCUCUUCGUGUUGCUGUACUCUUUGACAUGGUCGUGUAUGUGCUUGCGUUGUGUGUCUCCAAGUGUAGCCAUAGUUUGAUCUGUAGACGGCCCUUAGGGCUAAAUGUACUUGUAUCUCUGACU